This is a messenger RNA of Drosophila rhopaloa, 489 nucleotides long. RefSeq lists its product as uncharacterized. The transcript has 2 exons. Lineage: Eukaryota; Metazoa; Arthropoda; Insecta; Diptera; Drosophilidae. The record is from RefSeq and is a predicted model, not a curated record. Bases 105 to 347 code for a protein of 80 amino acids. Gene Ontology annotation, biological process: 2-oxoglutarate metabolic process.
CUGUUAUCCGAUCUGGCAGCCCUACCAGGAGUUUAUAGUCAGCUGUUAUUGACGUAACUUUUACUUUUUCCUUGGAUUUUGGUAGAAACUAAAUUGAUAUUAAAAUGGUUCGUCCAACGCUCGUCACCCUGGCCAAGCGAGUGCCCCUCAUCCAUUUUCGCAAAGGGGGUGCGGGCGCCCCGGGCGCCCAGACCGCAAAUCAGCAGGCAAGUUCCCAGCCACCAGGAGGCAAAAAGUUGGCCGGAGGCCCUGCAAUCGAAGAUUACGAGCUGCCGGCACGGUUUGCGCGCAAGCCAAUCGACCCCGAGGAAGCGGCGUACAUCAACAAUGGAGGAAUUCCAAAUUAGAGGACCUCAAAGUGUGCUGCUUGUAAAAUAAUCUAAUAUCAGACUUCACCGAAAAUCACACAUGUUUAGCGUAAAUUAUUCAAGAAAGAAUUAAAUGGCGGCGCCAGAAUGAUAUUGUUUAAAUAAACAUAUGUCCCCCGGA